AUGGCGGGUGCUAUGAUGUUUGAAAGAUCAGCUUCUCGUGAGGAUUCCGCGAUUCAUUCUAUAAAUCACUUAUUACAGAAUGAAGAAAAUGAAGACGAUAAAAUACGUAUUGAAGAACAAAAAAUUCUUAAACUUGGAGAAAAGUAUAAACAGGAAAAUGAUCCGGAUAAGCUUGCUGAACUUAUUACGAAGACAAGGCCUUUUUUAAAUCAAAUUAGUAAAGCGAAAGCAGCAAAAUUGGUACGUUCUCUUGUUGAUUUUUUUCUGGAUUUAGAGUCAAAAUCAAAACUCGAGAUACCUCUAUGUUUGGAAUGUAUUCAAUGGGCAAAGGAUGAACAGCGCACUUUUCUUCGUCAGUCAUUGGAAGCCAGAUUAGUUGCUCUUUAUUAUGAUCGUAAAAUGUACACCGAAGCUUUAAAUUUGGGCUCCACCUUAUUGAAAGAACUCAAAAAAUUAGAAGACAAAAAUUUAUUAGUUGAAGUUCAACUUUUAGAGAGUAAGACUUAUCAUGCAUUAAAUAACUUACCGAAGGCUCGAGCUGCACUCACAUCAGCAAGAACAACCGCCAACGCUAUUUAUUGCCCUCCUAAAAUGCAAGCAGAGUUGGAUUUACAAUCUGGUAUUUUACAUGCAGCCGAUGAAAGGGAUUUUAAAACUGCCUAUUCAUAUUUUUAUGAAGCCUUUGAGGGUUAUGACUCUGUUGAAUCUCCAAAAGCUUUGGUCGCUUUAAAAUAUAUGCUUUUGUCAAAAAUAAUGCUGAAUACACCAGAAGAUGUUGCACAAAUUGUAUCCGGCAAAUUGGCUCUUAAAUAUGCUGGUAAGGAUAUUGAUGCCAUGAAAGCAGUGGCCACAGCUAGUAGCAACAGAUCGUUGGCUGAUUUUCAGAAAGCUUUACAAAAUUACAACAACGAACUUAAAGAAGAUGUUAUUGUGUGUGCACAUUUAGGAGUUUUAUACGAUACAAUGUUAGAACAAAAUUUAUGCCGCAUAAUCGAACCAUAUUCAAGAGUUCAAGUUGAACAUGUUUCUAGAACAAUACAACUUCCACUUUCACAAGUUGAAAAAAAAUUAUCACAAAUGGUGUUAGAUAAGAAAUUAAAUGGUAUUUUAGAUCAAGGUGCUGGUGUUUUAAUUGUUUUCGAAGAAACUCCACUAAGUAAAACAUAUGAAACUGCUCUCGAAGUUAUUCAUCACAUGGGUAAAGUACUUGAUACACUGUACCAAAAAGCUAAAAAGCUUUCUUAA
Messenger RNA from Pediculus humanus corporis (human body louse), 1245 nucleotides. RefSeq names its product 26S proteasome non-ATPase regulatory subunit, putative. Gene Ontology annotation, molecular function: structural molecule activity. NCBI's taxonomy places the organism in Eukaryota, Metazoa, Arthropoda, Insecta, Psocodea, Pediculidae. The record is from RefSeq and is a predicted model, not a curated record. Gene Ontology annotation, cellular component: proteasome regulatory particle, lid subcomplex. The transcript has a single exon. Gene Ontology annotation, biological process: ubiquitin-dependent protein catabolic process. Bases 1 to 1245 code for a protein of 414 amino acids.